Molecule: messenger RNA, 764 nt
Organism: Centruroides sculpturatus (bark scorpion)
Lineage: Eukaryota; Metazoa; Arthropoda; Arachnida; Scorpiones; Buthidae
Product: WD repeat-containing protein 63-like
Exons: 4
Coding region: 156-491 (111 amino acids)
Biological process (GO): cilium movement involved in cell motility; inner dynein arm assembly
Cellular component (GO): inner dynein arm
Molecular function (GO): dynein heavy chain binding; dynein light chain binding
Source: RefSeq, a predicted model, not a curated record
UUUAUGGUGACUGGAAAAUACCAUGUGAUGCCACUGGACAGCUAACUGAAUGUAUUUCACCAAUUUAUUUUGAAUGUAAAAUAGGAGGAUUUGUAAAUACAAUUCAACAUUCUCCUUUCAUACAAGAUGUAUAUUUAGUAGUAGGAGGAUGGAAAAUGGCAAUAUGGAAGUCAGAUAUACCAUAUGGUCCUUUGCUUGAAUCAUCAUGUGGGACUUGUGAAAGAACAGCCGGUCAUUGGUCACUAACCCGACCAGGAAUUAUAUUUAUUGGUCAAAGCAAUGGAAACAUAGAAGUAUGGGAUAUUUUACACCAAACUCACGAACCCAUUUUAAUUCAAAAUGUUUCUGCUAAUUUCAUAACUAAAAUUAAACCAAAAAUUAUGAAAGAUAAAUCUCAUGUGUUAGCUAUCAGUGAUGCAAAUGGAACUUUAUAUAUCAUGGACCUACCUUUAUCACUUUGGUCACCUGUACAAAAUGAGGUUAGAAUUUGAUUGUUUUAGAAAUAAAAUUAUAAUAGAAUCCACUUAUUGUAAUCAUAAAUACUGUUAUCAGGAUUAGCAUAUCCUAAAACAAUAAGCAAAGUUUAUUAAGCUUUUGUGAGGAUCCAGUUCCCUAUAAUUAGCAAAAUUUUAAUGAAAUUCCUGGAGGAUCUGACAAAAUUGUGGCAUUUACCUUUGUCCUUUCUAGUAAUAGACAUCAGUGAAUUCUUGCAACCUGUCCCUGGUGACCCAAAAUAUAAUUAAAAAAGAAAACUGAAGAUUGAA